Messenger RNA from Antechinus flavipes (yellow-footed antechinus), 1545 nucleotides. It is a transcript of the gene MARCKSL1, whose product is annotated as MARCKS like 1. Gene Ontology annotation, cellular component: cytoplasm; plasma membrane. The record is from RefSeq and is a predicted model, not a curated record. Gene Ontology annotation, biological process: central nervous system development; actin filament organization. The transcript has 2 exons. The coding region runs from base 224 to 805 and encodes 193 amino acids. Gene Ontology annotation, molecular function: calmodulin binding; actin filament binding. NCBI's taxonomy places the organism in Eukaryota, Metazoa, Chordata, Mammalia, Dasyuromorphia, Dasyuridae.
CGGCGGGCGGCAUUCCGGCGCGGAGCGGAGUGGCUGGGCUUGUGGGCUGCAUCUGGGUACCCCCUUCUCUUUCCCCCCCACCUCUCAGAGUUCGCUCGGCCGACCGUAGCACCCGGGGUCGCCCCCCACCCCAGACAGCCUCCCCCUUCCCCCUUCCCUCGGGGCGUCCCUAGACGCGGGCGCCCCGCGCUGCAGACCCACCCCCCUUCUACCUCCCCCGACCAUGGGCAGCCAGAGCUCCAAAGCGCCCCGGGGCGACGUGAGCGCCGACGAGGCGGCCCCAGCCAAGGCCAAUGGACAGGAGAACGGCCAUGUGAAGAGUAACGGCGACGUGCCCCCCAAGGCCGAGGCCGAGGCCGCCCCCCCGGCCCCAGCCGAGCCCGCCGACGCCGCCAGGGCCAGCGGCGACGCCAUCGAGCCCACGAGCCCCGCGGCGCAGAGCCCGGGGGGCGAGGCCAAGGCCGAGGGGCCGCCCAAGGAGACGCCCAAAAAGAAGAAGAAAUUCUCCUUCAAGAAGCCCUUUAAGCUGAGCGGCCUGUCCUUCAAACGGAACCGGAAGGAGGCUGGGGGCGACUCGGCAGGCUCCUCACCCACCGAGGAGGGGGCUACCGAAGCCGAGGCGCCCGGCCGCCAAGAGCCCGUGCAGGGGAGUGAGGAGGUGGCCACCGAUGCCACGGCCGCCCCCACCCAGGGGGCUCAAGUCGACGACAGAAAGUUAGAGGAGCCAGCCCCCCAGGCGGCCGAGGCUGCUCUGGCCCCCGAGCAGAGCCCCACGCCAGCCCCUGAGGGCGAGCAGAAGGAGUAGCCCCCCCCCCCCUCCGAUUUGGGAAGGGCAGGUGGGCAUUUCCCGAGUUCAAAGACUGUGCUCCCCGGCCGGGUCAGUGCCCUCCUUCCAUGCCCAGCUUAGAACAGGCAGCUGAGAGCUCCAGGCAGAGCUGUUCUCUUCCCCUGCUCCCCUCCCCUGUGGACUGUCUCCCCCAGCCAGCCCUCCGUCCUUCCUCCCGCCUGCUCUGCGGUUCCCCGUUAGGUUAGUGGAGUGAGAUGCUCAGACCAGCCCCCAGUUCCAGGCCCUGCUCCUGCCCCUUUCACUGCUGAACCCAGGCGUUUCUUCCGGGGCAGGUUUGCUUGUUGCUCCUCAGUGGAGGCUGGAUCAGGGUGCCUGGCCAUCUUCUCUGGCCUGGCCUUUCAGGGCUGGGGCUCAUUUAGAGGACUCUGGCCCGGACCCUGCUGGCCCCUCCAGUUUGAGAGGGAUGCUGUAACCUGGUUGGCUUUUUACAGAUGUCUUGGUCAGUUUCAAACUCCAGCUUUGUGCGCCUGCUGUGUGUUCCUUUUGAAUUUGUAGGGGAGCUGAAGGGGUUCUGGGGGGGAGGGGGAUCUGUAUAAUGUGAAGCAACUUGUUUUGUCUCAUUUUUCUUCAUUUGUAAAUAAUUUUUAAUGGCCAAAACUAAACUUGUGACUUUUUCUAACUGCUAAAACCAACCUCCCAUCUGGGUUUUAACUGUUAACAUUUGGAAAAGGAAUAAAUGUCAGGCCCUGUUGUGAUGA